Molecule: messenger RNA, 3764 nt
Organism: Paralichthys olivaceus (Japanese flounder)
Lineage: Eukaryota; Metazoa; Chordata; Actinopteri; Pleuronectiformes; Paralichthyidae
Gene: ddx10
Product: DEAD (Asp-Glu-Ala-Asp) box polypeptide 10
Biological process (GO): rRNA processing
Cellular component (GO): nucleus
Molecular function (GO): nucleic acid binding; ATP binding; RNA helicase activity
Source: RefSeq, a predicted model, not a curated record
AGAAAAAGAAGAAGAAGACCUGAGAACCCCUACAACUCUUACAACGGAGAGAGAUUGGUGUCGCGUGAUAUUGACGUCACGGUGAAAGCGACGGCUAACUGCCUCUUCCACGCUGUUCGGGGGCAGUCGCGGUACAGCUUAAGUAUAGGUUCCAAUCUUGGAAUCUGUGUUUUCGGUUGUCUUUAAUUGCGGAACGCGAACAACCACGCCCAAUUAAAAAGUGCAUUAGCACCUAUCUGUGGCGACCCGUCACACGAGGAAAGCUUGGAGUUCGUCACGUAAAACCCGGCAUUAGAAGGUGCUUCCACGUGUGUUAGGAGGGACCGCUGGUGAUCGUGAUUGUUUGGAUGAAAUUAUGGAAGCCGAAAGCUCAGAGUAUUUCGGAAAGAAACCCAAACCAACAAAGAUGAAGGACAUUGCCGACCCGGUGAAAAACUUCGAGAAGUGGAAGAAAAAAUACAAUAAGAGGAAAGCACGAGUGAACCGAGAGAAAGCGGAGAAGAAACCACAGUGGCAGGUCGAACGGGAGUACAUUGACAGACUUGUAAACAGGUAUGGAGCGAUCAACACCAAAGACGUUGUCAGGUUUUCAGAUUUUCCCAUUUCAAAGAAAACCCUGCUAGGGCUACAGGAAGCUCAGUAUAGACAACCAACAGAGAUCCAGAGACAGACCAUCGGCUUCGCUUUGCAAAGUAAAGAUGUCCUCGCUGCGGCUAAGACUGGUUCCGGGAAGACUUUGGCAUUCCUCAUACCGGUGCUGGAGUGUCUGUAUCGACAGCAGUGGAGCUCCGUCGACGGCCUCGGUGCGCUCAUAAUUUCCCCCACCAGAGAACUCGCCUACCAGACCUUCGAAGUUCUGCGUAAGGUGGGCAAGAACCACGAGUUUUCAGCGGGGCUCAUCAUCGGAGGGAAGGAUCUAAAGAGUGAAUCGGAGAGAAUCCACCGCACCAACAUCGUUAUCUGCACGCCGGGCCGACUACUGCAGCACAUGGACGAAACGGCCACAUUUCACGCAUCCGACCUCCACAUGCUGGUCCUGGACGAGGCAGACCGCAUCCUGGACAUGGGUUUCGCGGAUACAUUAAACGCCAUAUUGGAGAACCUUCCUGGGUCCCGACAGACGCUGCUGUUCUCUGCCACACAGACAAAGUCUGUCAAAGACCUAGCCCGGCUCAGCCUGAAAGACCCACAGUAUGUGUGGGUACACGAGAAAGCAAAGUUCAGCACGCCUGCCACCCUGGAGCAGAGCUAUGUGGUGUGUGAGCUCCACCAGAAAGUUAACAUGCUCUACUCUUUCAUUAGGAGCCACUUGAAGAGGAAGAUCAUUGUUUUCUUUGCUUGCUGCAAAGAGGUACAAUACCUGUUCAGAGUUUUCUGUCGGCUCAGACCCGGCAUGCCCAUCCUAGCUUUGCAUGGCAAGCAGCAGCAGAUGAAGAGGGUGGAGGUCUACAAUGACUUCAUCAAAAAGCAGAAUGCUGUUCUCUUUGCCACUGAUAUAGCUGCCAGAGGCCUGGACUUUCCUGCAGUGAACUGGGUGCUGCAGUUCGACUGUCCAGAGGAUGCAGACACCUACAUCCAUAGGGUGGGCAGGACUGCCAGAUACAAGGAGGGUGGAGAGGCCCUGUUACUUCUGCUCCCCUCAGAGGAGAAGGGCAUGGUCAGCCAAUUGCAGGAGAAGAGGGUUCCCAUCAAUAAAAUCCAGGUGAACCCAGAGAAACUUCAGGCUGUCCAGCAGAAGCUUGUCGCCUUCCUGGCCCAGGAGAAAGAGCAGAAGGAGAGAGCCCAGAGGUGUUUUGUUUCCUACCUGCGCUCUGUCUACCUGAUGAAGAACAAAGAGGUGUUUGACGUUUUGAAACUCAAUAUUCAAGAGUUUGCUGUUUCGCUGGGCCUUGCUGUGGCUCCAAGGGUGCGCUUCUUAAAUAAAGUUCAGGCACUGACAGCUGAGAGAGAAGAACAGACAGAGGCAGAGCAGUCUGAAGACCAUGAGCUGAGGAGUUUUAAGGCUCAGCUGAGAGGAAACAUUCCUCAUCAGGAAUUCCAAAACAAUCAGUCAGAUGGCGAUGGGGAAAGUAGUGAUGAACAAAAUGCAGAUCAGCUGAAUACACGACUUCAGGUUGACAAUUAUGACGACGAUGACCUAAGAGACUUGGACCUACUUAAAGUUAAAACAAAGAAUGUCUUCAGUCUUACAAAGGAGGAGGAAACUGAGGGGGGACUCUCCAAGGACUCCAAAAAAAAUGUUGAAAAAGAAACAAAGUUCAAAGAUGCCAAAAAGGUCCUCAAGAGAAACUUCCAUGUCAACACAAAAGUAACUUUUAAUGAGGAAGGAGAUGCUGUGCAGUUGUGGCCACCUGUCCAGCGGGCAGUGGCUGGUGAGGAAGAGGAGGAGGUUUCAGGUAUCAAUGUUGAAAAGGCCAAGGAAAGGCUGAAACAUGAAGACCAGGAGUUUGACAAGCAGGAGUACAGCCGCAAAGUGAAAGCUAAACACAGAGAAAAGAGGCUGAAGGCCAAGGAAGCUAGGAGGGAGGCCAGCAGGCAGCACGGACAGCACUCUGAAGAGGAGUCUGAGGACGAGGUGGUAGCAUACCUGGCCAAUCACAGCGAAGAUGACUUUGACCCCAGCGCUCUUCCGGACCCUGACAAUUUGUGCUCUUUGGAGGAGGAAAAGGAGGAGGGUCAAAGUGAUCAAAGAAAAUCAGCAAAAAGGCAACAAAGCAGUGAUGAGGAGCUUCGAGCAGGGAAGAGGAAGAAAGUAGGACAGCUGAAUAAUGAACAGAUACCUCUGGACACUGGUCUCUCUCUGGCAGAAGACGAGGAGUUAGUCUUGCAUCUGCUAGGGGGAUGGAGGUAGACAAAAUCGGAUACAGGGAUUCAGGGUAGUGUUGAUGAACAUGUGCCUCAUUAGGACAUUGUAUGUGUGAUUUGAUCAGAUUUGAAUCACAACAACCACACAACCCACCAGCUGUCAUAGCAUUAUGAUUCAAAUGUUGGAUCUUUUAUGGCUCAUACAGUAGAUCUACACCUUUUUAAACAACUCACUGGAAUAAACAAUGAUUACAAAUUUGGUAGAAGCUUAUUUGUUGUUAGGGAACCUGUUAUGCAGUAAAAAUAAGUUUUCAGAGUUUGUUUAAAGUCCCCUGAGCUAUUACAUAUACACCUCUGUUACAUCUAUAAUGCAGGAUUUUUGUAAUAAAUUUGUAGUUCCUUAAGGUAAGCCGACAUGCUGAUGGCAUUAUCAUCAAAUUACAUCACCAGGGUUGUUAUAUCAGUGGUGUUAAGCUCAGUGAAGAUUAUAUUGAACUGUUAAACAAAGUUAUUAGCAAGUGCUGGAUGGUGGUAAAGCUGCUCCAAAAAACAAGUUAUAUUUUGUUACCUUGUUUCCAUCUAUUUUGACCAAAUUAUUAACGGUCACAUCAUGUGGAUUUGCUUUCAGUAAUCACAGUGUUGGGGAUCACAGCUUUAGGCCAUGUUGUGUUCUGACUUUGUGUGUCAAAAUGCAGGUUUAGGUUACCAGUAGUGAUCGAUUUUAUUUACACUGUGAUUUGAUUUAAUAACUGAACUGAAAUUAUAAUUAUGUGCUAACUGUUUAUCUCUCCCUUCUCUCUCUGUGACACAUUAUUUUAUAACCAGCUCCAUCUUCCAGGAAGGUAUUGUAACAAAUUAUGUGAAUUGAAAACUUGCCAUCUGUCUAUGUUGAGUAAUUUUAUGGCAGAGAAUGCAAUCUCCUUUUUGAAAUAAACUUGGAUAUGGUCUGUUCAAUUGAA